GGCCAGGAGGAUGUGCCGUUUUCAAGGCUUGACAGGAUGUAUGUUCGUAUGACGUCGAUCAUUAGCUUAGCAUAGCAACAGCCGGUAAAGCCCGAUGAUUGGCUCUAUAGACGAAACACUUAUUGACUCCAAUCAGAGUGUGUAACGGCUCAACGGUGAUGUCAUAUGAUUCGAAGACGCAUGAAGAUUUACACGUCUGUUGGUUACCUUGUCUACCAGACAGUGGAAGAUAGAAAGAAAGGCCCACAGAAAAUUUCCUGUAAAAAAUUAGUUUGUUCAAACAAGCCUCUAGUUUGUCAUACCUGCCUUAGCCCUACAGAGCAGCAAGUUUUUAUCUAGGUCUGUUGUCGUCCGCUCCUUCAAUAGAAAAUUUCCUUCACAAACCUUCAAUGUUCUUGUCGGACACUGUGACCACCAUGAAUGCCUCAGCAGCAGUGAACUGGAGCUCCGCUAACGGAAUGGACGGCUUCCUGACGCCACAGCCGGCCUCGGACGUCAUCACGGCAAUAGUGGCCCCAACCGUGUACGGCCUCGUGACGGCGGUUGGUCUGGUGGGGAACCUGUUGGUGAUCUACACGCUGCUGAGGCACACGAAGAUAAAGGACGCUACGAGUUACUACAUUCUGAACCUGGCCCUGGCUGAUGCGUUCUUCAUGCUCGGGGUGCCUUUCAUCUCCGCCUCCUCCGCCAUGGGACGUUGGGUGUUCGGCAGAGCCAUGUGCAAGAUCGUCCUGUCGAUGGACGCCAUGAACAUGUUCAACAGCGUCUUCAACGUGGCCGUGUUGAGCGUGGACCGCUACUUGGCCAUCGUCUGCGCCACCAGCCGCCCCGAUCUCCGCCGACCGAAAGUGGCGGCCGCCGUCAGCCUGUCGGUGUGGGCGGCAGCCUUCCUGCUGUCCAUCCCCGUCAUGACGGUUAGUACCACCGUGGUGAUGUGGGACGGGAACUAUAUGUGCAGGCUGGACUGGCCCGCUGAGAACGCUCUGAUCUGGUACAAAGUCUUCACAUCUUACAUGUUUGUAAUAGGCUUUGUCGUUCCGCUGGCGGUGAUCAGCGUGUCCUACAUCCUAGUCGUGCGCCAUCUCAAACAAAACGAGUCCACGCACACCCAAGUGGCCAGGGUCGCCUCCAGGACGCGGACAAAAGUGACGCACACAGUCCUCGCCAUGAUCGUGACCUUCGUGAUCUGCUGGCUGCCAUUCCACCUGUGCCAGCUCGUCAACUUGAUCGCAGACCUGCAGCCGACGUCGGCCGUCGCGGUCGUUCUUCACGUCACCAUGGUCAUGUCGUACGCCAACAGUUGCGCCAACCCCAUCCUCUACGUCUUCACGAGUCAGAAGUUUCGGCAGAGCCUGCGGUCCGCGCUGAGGCUGAGGCAGACCGAGCCCCGGGCCGCCGAUCCGCCCAGUUAUUACCUCCGCACGAGAGAAACGAGCGUCGCUCGAAGGCGACGGGAAGAGAACGUCUUCUUCGAAGAAGAAAGAUGUCAGGUAAACAUUAGUACGGCUCCUCAAGACGUUGUCAUGUAUGAAACAUCAGUUUAGAGCACACAAAAAUUCAGAUAAGACUUUAUGAACCAAGACACAGUGUUAAGCUGGUAAUCGAUUCAUUAUGUAUUGUGUUGUCGUUUUGAACGAUUGAGUCAUUAAGUUCCUUGAUUAGAUUCCAGAUUUUCACGGUAUCUGUAUCUGUUUCGUAAAGCCGGUAUAACUGUCCUUUGGCGUAACGCAUGAGGUUUUGUAUUUGUACCUGUAUAACCGAUGUUAUUACCCUUUGGCGUAACACACCAGUUUUGUAUCUUCAUAGCCGGUAUCACUGUCGUUUGGCGUAAGGAAUUAGCUUCUGUAUCUGUAUUCGUAGAGCCGAUAUAACUGUUCCUUGGCUUCGUAGGCGCUAGGCACUUGGUGCGGUUGCAGCUGGUUCUACAACACUAACAGCUAUUGUACAUCUAGCCGCAAGCGUUGUUUAAAGCUAUCUAGAGCAUGUGUCUGGUAAACAGACAAAUAUUGAACGUAAUGUGUUAUUGAGUGGUAAUUUGUGUCG
Messenger RNA from Branchiostoma floridae (Florida lancelet), 2043 nucleotides. Its product is annotated as somatostatin receptor type 5-like. The coding region runs from base 390 to 1544 and encodes 384 amino acids. Gene Ontology annotation, cellular component: neuron projection; membrane. The record is from RefSeq and is a predicted model, not a curated record. The transcript has a single exon. Lineage: Eukaryota; Metazoa; Chordata; Leptocardii; Amphioxiformes; Branchiostomatidae. Gene Ontology annotation, biological process: neuropeptide signaling pathway. Gene Ontology annotation, molecular function: somatostatin receptor activity; neuropeptide binding.